GUUGAACGUGUCGGUCCAAAGGAUUAACCCGGGGAAAAUUUUGGUGCUGGUGCUGCUGGUGAAAAGUGCUGCUGUUGGCUGUUGGAUUUGCCUUCCAUCGGGUUGGUUGCCUGCAAAUUGACGGUGACUGCAGCAAGUACUCUGUGGAUUAAGUGAAGUGUUUUGUGCCAGUAGGUACCAAAUUAUUGGUACAAGUUAAGUGAUAAUCGAUCCGUUGUUGGAAUUUGUGCGAUUAUGAGUGGUUCCGGGAAAGGAUUACUCGGAUUAUGGCUGUAUCACAGUGGCGAUCAGGAGUGGGCCAUCAAGGAAGGAAGUCCGCUGCACAAAAGGAGAGAUUUUGCUCGUAAAUCGCGUUCUUUUCAGGAAAAUGGCGGCAACGGAAAACCAUCCGGUAACGAUAAUAGCAACGGCAACGAUCCGCAUCGACAGGCAUGCGGGGACAAAACUUCGAUAGUAUUUACCCUGAAGAACCAGGUCGGCGGCCUGGCCCGGGCACUGCAGGUAUUCCAGGAGCUGGGCGUCAACGUUCUUCACGUGGAACUGAACCGUCAAGGAGGGCCUGGAGAGGCCUGCGAGGAGGCCGAUGUCCUGGUGGAUAUCGAGUGUGAUUCCAAUAAGCUGGAACAGGUCGUGCGAAUGUUGAAGCGAGAAGUGCAAUCCGUUAACUAUGCUGCUCCGGUGGCAGAUGAUGGUCCACCCCCGACUCCGCUGUCAGCUUGUGGGAGUUUUGAUUUCGGAGAAAUGCACUGGUUUCCGAGGAAAAUAUCUGAUUUGGAUCGGGCCCAGAACGUUCUGAUGUACGGAAGUGAGCUGGACGCUGACCAUCCGGGCUUCAAGGAUCCAAUCUACCGGAAACGACGGGAACAGUUCGCUGCCAUUGCCAAUACAUACAAACAUGGUAAUCCGAUUCCUCGAGUUCAGUACACACCGGAAGAGAUCAGGACUUGGGGCACUGUUUUUCGCGAGCUGCACAAACUGUACAUCAAACAUGCCGUCCCCGAGUAUCUGGAAAACUGGCCGGAACUGGUCAAAUACUGUGGCUACCGGGAGGACAAUCUGCCGCAGCUCCAAGACAUCAACAUUUUCCUGAAGCGCAAAACUGGCUUCCAAAUCCGUCCCGUUGCCGGAUACCUUUCGCCGCGAGACUUCCUGUCCGGAUUAGCUUUUCGAGUAUUUCACUGUACCCAGUACAUCCGCCAUUCGUCCGACCCAUUCUACACCCCGGAACCCGAUUGCUGUCACGAGCUGCUGGGCCAUAUGCCGUUGCUAGCUAAUCAGAGCUUUGCCCAGUUUUCACAGGAGAUUGGCUUGGCAUCGCUGGGAGCUUCCGAUGACGAUAUCAACAAGUUGGCAACGUUAUACUUCUUCACGGUGGAGUUUGGACUAUGCCGGCAACAGGACGGAAGCUUCAAGGUAUUUGGAGCGGGGCUGCUAUCCUCGGUUGCCGAACUCAAACAUGCCAUUACGACUCCGGAUAAGAUCAAAAGGUUCGAUCCCGAUAUCACCUGCCAAGAGGAGUGCAUCAUCACAUCCUACCAGAACGCUUACUACUACACCGAUUCCUUCGAAGAAGCCAAAGAAAAAAUGAGAGCUUUCGCUGAAAAUAUUCAACGACCGUUUGGUGUUCGCUAUAAUCCUUAUACACAGACUGUGGACGUUCUGAGCAAUGCCAAGAAAAUUACCGCCCUUGUUAGCGAACUCCGAGGGGACCUAAGUAUCGUGUCGGCUGCUCUAAAGAAAAUUUCCGCCCUGGAUGAGGAAUUGGAUGUGGAAUCGAUCGAAAAGCUUCUGUCCUCUAGUUUACAUGUUUCAGAUAAAAGCCCCAACUCUGACAGCCCCGAUUCUUCAGAGAAAGCGUGUUCCCCCAAUCAAUCCAUGGAACUGAAAGGACCACUUCAACCCUAAACUCAAAAUAAAGAAAUGCUAAACCUGACAGGAUAAAACACAAGACACGUUUCGACAUCUCUCUCUCUCUCUCUCAAUGUGCGACAGCAGUGAUAAUAUGCAGCUAUCUAAUAACGGAACAAAAAAAUAACACAAUAUACAAACCAGUUAAAAUCAGUGCACUCGUUUGAAAUCCGAUUCAAAUUAUAUUAAAUUGUUAAAAAUCCGUGAUAAGUGAAAAAAAAACAAAAAGAAAAUCUACUAUUUCCCAAUGAUCUAGAUGUGGCAAUUGCAGGAAAAUAUUGCAAUCAA
Molecule: messenger RNA, 2196 nt
Organism: Uranotaenia lowii
Lineage: Eukaryota; Metazoa; Arthropoda; Insecta; Diptera; Culicidae
Gene: Trhn
Product: tryptophan 5-hydroxylase 1
Exons: 9
Coding region: 235-1905 (556 amino acids)
Biological process (GO): aromatic amino acid metabolic process; serotonin biosynthetic process
Cellular component (GO): neuron projection
Molecular function (GO): tryptophan 5-monooxygenase activity; iron ion binding
Source: RefSeq, a predicted model, not a curated record